This is a messenger RNA of Oncorhynchus gorbuscha (pink salmon), 1547 nucleotides long. Its product is annotated as zinc finger protein 184-like. NCBI's taxonomy places the organism in Eukaryota, Metazoa, Chordata, Actinopteri, Salmoniformes, Salmonidae. Gene Ontology annotation, biological process: regulation of transcription by RNA polymerase II. The record is from RefSeq and is a predicted model, not a curated record. The transcript has 2 exons. Bases 71 to 1078 code for a protein of 335 amino acids. Gene Ontology annotation, molecular function: RNA polymerase II cis-regulatory region sequence-specific DNA binding; DNA-binding transcription factor activity.
AGUAGAAUUGGAGUAAAGAAAUGCCCACUGAAAGACCUGAAUAGGCUACCCAACUCUCAUUCGACUGAAAAUGUAUAAACUACAGUUGUUGAGUGUGUUUUUAAAUGAUCGUUUAACUGCGGCUGCUGUGGAGAUUUUCGGGGAAGUAGAGAAAAUGGUAGUGGAGUACCAGGAGGAGAAUAAUCGUCUACGGAGCCUGCUGCGGAUCACACCGGACAUAAAACUAUGUAGAAUAGACUCCCUGCAGCUCUCUGUCUCUGAAGAGGAGGUUCCCCCUGAGCAGCAGCACUGUGAGCAGGAGUGGAGCCCCAGUCUGGGACAGAAGGACCCAGAGACCAAACAGAUUAAAGAGGAACAGGAGGAGGUCAGGACCAGUCAGGAGGAAGAGCAGCUUCAAGGGGUGGAGCCUGAUAUCAUAGAGUUCAAUUUCACUCCUUCCUGUGUGAAAAGUGAAUGUGAUCAGGAGGACCCACUUCAGUCCUUGACUCUUCCCCAAACCCAGACUGUGGAGAACAGAGAGAGUGACUCUAUACCAGUAUAUCCUGAACCUUUUGGCACUGUGACCCACCUUAAGGGUAUCAACAUUCCUUGUGGCCCUCCAGAUAAUCAGAAGAAUGCCUACAGCCACAGUUCAGCCAUAUGCAGCAACCCAGUAGGAAUUGACAACAGUCCACUAUUGGAUCCCAACCCACAAUUGGAUCUGAUCCCACCAAUGGGGGAACUCUGCACCUGCCCCUUUUGUGGCAAAACCUUCAAACAAAAAGGAAAUCUGUCCAUGCACAUGAGGAUUCACACAGGAGAGAAACCAUUUAGCUGUGGUGACUGUGGGAAGAGCUUUAUUCAGAAGGGGGACCUAAGGAGACAUAUCCUGACUCACACAGGAGAGAAACCAUUCAGCUGUAAUUUUUGCUGUAAAAGCUUCAAUCAGAAAGGGGACCUAAGGAGACACAUACUGACUCACACGGGAGAGAAACCAUUUAGCUGUGAUUACUGUGGUAAAGGAUUCAUUCGCAAGGAACACCUAACUGCACAUAUACGGACUCACACGGGGGAAGUUUCGGUCUCAGGCAGAACCUAACCACGCAGGAACUGAUGUAGAUCUAUGAUCGAUUUUAAUGUUGAAAACAUUCUGUAAAAUAAAGUUUGAUUUGAUUUGAAUGAUUGAGGUAAUGAUCAAACAGCACAGAGGAUUGUAUAAGAAAUGAAUAGGUCCGCUGUUCAAAGUCUGUAGUUCUCUUCAUUAGAAACAGGACUAUCUGAUCGUUUGGUUAGGAAUGUCUCCCAUGGUGAUAAAGGAAGGGGGCAGGCUGAUUGUUGAUGCCAAGAAAUACAAUUCCCAAAAAAUAUCUCCUUCCAUUUUCUCAAGAGUUUCUCAUCAAUUCAGUUGCUGCUCAUGCUGUUCAUUCACGAUCUGAAAUUGCGAUUCGAUAUUGCGAUGUUAUUGCUGCUAUUUGAUAUUUUCGUAAACAUAUCGAUCCCAAUAUGUCUCCUGCAGAGAGACGAGAGAGCAUCAGAAAAUGUGUUUUGAUCAUGGAAAUAAAAGUGAU